Opisthocomus hoazin is the source of this 522-nucleotide messenger RNA. Lineage: Eukaryota; Metazoa; Chordata; Aves; Opisthocomiformes; Opisthocomidae. The record is from RefSeq and is a predicted model, not a curated record.
AUGCCUUGUGCUGCCCUUGCGGAAGGCCCAAAGCACUACUUCCCCAUCGACUACACGGUCCGCGUCCAGUACGAGGAGGUGCUGAGGCCGUCCAACAUCACCCGCCUGCGCAACGGGACGGUGUCGGAGGUGGCCCUGCGGUACCUCUGGUUCCACGUCAGCUCGCAGGCCGUGCUGCGCAUCCGCGAGGUGCUGCUGGAGAAGCACCCGUCCUGGAGGUACACCCAGGAGCUGUGCCAGCUCUUCGACGCCCUGGGCAAGGAGUACAGCAAGUACCGGCAGACGGACGUGGAGGCAGUGGUGGCCGACCUGGUGAAGCUGCUCCACAGCGCGGGCGCCGAGAGCCGGAGGAAGGCCGUGCGCCCCAAGGCACUGCUGGACAACUGCCUCAAGGUCAUGCGGAUGCUCUACGGGGCACCCUGUGAGGACGGCUUCAAAAAUGUCAGCUGGAAGCAGCCACGGAAACGCACUCACGCGAUGGGGAAUCAGAGCCUGCCUGUGGUACCUCGUGCUAGACCCUGA